GAAGAAGAAAAUCCGCACGGUCGGAAACUGCACGACACAGGAGCAAGAGUUAAUACAUGAUGUGGACAACACGUACAUCGGAAGAGCAGCAACAAAAAAUGGCGUAUUCGUCUUACGCUUCAAGGCUGCAAAAUCUUCCGAAGAUGUCACUCUCCCUCAAGCUCCUUCAAUCAUUGCAGCAGCCGCUUUGGUAACCGUUCCACCGAUUGAACUCAGCCGCAGCGAAGAAGAAACUCCUAGUAGCAGCCCCACCGACACACCUGCCGUUAAUAUCAAGAAAGAUAUUAGUCACGAAUACGAAGAAAUUCUGCAACUCGCACCUGAAAAUCUCUUCGACGCGACAACUACUCUCGACAAGCCUUCAGAUACGUCUUCAACUACCAGUAUCUCAGAAAAAGGUUAUGCACUCUCAAGGUUUCUCCUACCUUCAUAUUUCAUGCUCUUGAUUCUUGCUUGGCUGGCCAUAGCAGCAAGCGAGCUCCGUACCCCGCUGCAAACUUUCCUACACUACAGAGAAGCCGCUUACCAGACUACGACUUCCACCGUCUACGAGCAAGGCACGGGCCUCAACUGCUACCAAACCCCUCGUCAUCGCGUUCAACAAUGCAAUGAAGCAGAAGGGUUGAACAGUACCCUACACGAGCUACGUGAGCAGCUGCGUGCACUGCUGACUCAACAAAUUUCUCUGCCCGUCACUUCACGAUUCUCUGUCAAGCCUCCGGAUGUUGUCGAGGCUCCUCUCCACUACGUGCAACACUCUCGUGGUUUUGCAUUCGUCCCCUUUGGCCUUGCCACGUUCAUUGGCGCAACCCCAACCACUUUCAACCCGACUCAUUUUUACUCUGCCGAAGUGAGGGGGGGAAGGAGGAUCUACACGCACUUCGUCAAAGCCAAAAUUCGUCAUCAACAAGGGAAGCACGCGAUUGGUCUACCAUUUGACCAAUGGAAUGACCGCCGACUACUUACAGCACAUGAAGUUUACACGUCAGAAGAUUCCAAAUUGCAGAUUUCAUUCGCCGGACUCCAACCACGACGUGACUACAUCGAACUUCCAGGAAUGAAGGGGAGUGUUGUGGUAAAUGAAGUUUCGCAUUCCUGCAAGUUCCGUUUUCAGUGUAGUUAGCAGUAUCGAGUUUCUCAGUAAGUAAACAGGUCCGAGUGCUGAUGUCAGCAAAGCAUCGUGGGUCUCGGCAUGACGUCAGCAUACUGCUUCAGUUACGCGAUUAGGCGUAACGAACCGUUUCAGUCACGCGAACAGUCGCGGCCCUAUAGUAUGACGAAUAGGUCGCAUAGCGCGAUGGUGACAAACAGGUACAUUAGCGAACAGCAAAGAUCCUUGGUUAAGUACUCGUGUUUGUAGAUUCUAUACUUAGUCUACUACAACACCAGACGUUUUAUUUCAUGGUAUGAGAGCUAUCUGGAAUUAAGACUACCGUCAACUAUGACUGGUUCAUCACCAGCACCAUCUGCUGGAUCAGUUACUGGGACUACUGGAGCACAUGUCUCCACUACUGCCACUGGUCUCUCAGCCUCUGGGCCAUUACCACCAGCCUACGCUAAUAUCGGUAUGCAACAGCAGAAUCCACCUUCUGUCAAUACUCCAGGUGCUCCAUCGACUGCACCUGCAGCGCAACAGCAACAAUCACAGACAUCAGCACAUCAACAAGCGUCGGUACAGCCACCAGUUUCAACGCAAUCGAUUUCAUCUGCGUUCAGUGGAAUGAGCCUUGACGGCUCAAGUUACAUGUGUGGAGCUACAACUCCAAGUACUGGUUCGUUCGCUUUCUCACCUUUCGUACAGCAGCCGCAGUCGCAGCAGUUUCAGCAUCCUUUCUAUAUCUUCGGUCGUUCCCCUGCUCAGCAACAACAACAGCAGUAUCAGCAACCACAGCCAGUACAGCAACAGCAACAGCAACAAUAGCAGCAACAACAACAACAACAACAACAGCAACAGCAACAGCAACAACAGCAACAGCACGGCAUUGUUUUUCAGCCUCCAAAUUUACUUAACAAUACUCAGAUCAAGACAACCGUACCUUUUAAUGGUGUUGACUUCUACUCCUGGAGCUUUGAGUUUGAGCUUCUGGCGCAGUCCGCUGGGCUAUGGCCGUUCUUCACUGGCGAGUUUACGUAUCCUGUCGUGGGAACACAAGUGGAGCAGCAGAGUUUCUUGCACGCCUCUCUCGGGGCAUAUACAGUUCUUGUACGGAACCUGUCGCCGAAGGAGCAGCUCGGCGUCCGAUCUUUUCACUCAAGUUUUACACCAGCCGAAACUGCAUGGAAUCAUCGAAAGGGGUAUACAUGGCAAAGGAUACGAUAACAGUGAGUAAAAUACUUUCGCAGCUGACAAGUGUGCAGAUGAUGACAAACGAAAAUGUCAUGGACUACGUUAACCGUGUCCGUACACUACGCGAUCAACUGGAGAAAAGUGGAGGAUACUUCCCUCGUGAGAUGUAUCUCACGGUCCUUCUUGCUGGCCUUGGACCCGAAUGGCGACAGAUGCGCGCCUUCCUGCGUAUGAACCCAAACCUCUCCGAAGCUGAAAUUUCGUCGUAUCUUCAAGCAGAACAGCAAGAUCUUGACCUGCAGUUACAACGCAACAAAAAGAGGGAUAUACAACUCAGUUUCUAUUCAACAGCAACUCGACGUCCUCGACACUUCUGUCAAAUUUGCAACAAGGGAGGACAUUCUACCGACCGAUGCUAUUUUAACAAGAAGUAUUUACCUCAUGAAGAAUCGCAGAGGACGCAAUCAUCACAGCAACUACGACAGCCUUUGAAGCAGUUUUUGCAGAAUCCUACGCCUCCAAAAUCAGCAUCUGCAAUAUCAACACCCCCAACGACACUCAGUUCUGCCCCUCCAAGCAACUCAUCAAAGCCGACAGCCACUACUUCAAACUCUGCCACUAAUACGGUAACUUCAAAUUUUCGUUUACCUACUUCAUCCACUCACAUGGUCAAUUGCAGUACAGAUACUGAUACUUGGUACUUGGAUAGUUGUUGUGGCCAUCAUAUGGUCUCUUCAACCAAUCCUUUCAUCUACAACCGUCGUCGACUUCUUCAACCCUGCCCAAUCACACUCGCCAACGGUCAAACAAUUUCAGCAGAAAAUAUCGGCAGUCUACUUUUGACAUCAAUCGAUACGGGAAAGUCUUUAUGCCUUACCAGCGUUUUACUCGUCGACAAUCUUGGCUUCAAUUUAGUGUCAACUCUUCAACUCUUGAAGAAGAAAAUCCGCACGGUCGGAAACUGCACGACACAGGAGCAAGAGUUAAUACAUGAUGUGGACAACACGUACAUCGGAAGAGCAGCAACAAAAAAUGGCGUAUUCGUCUUACGCUUCAAGGCUGCAAAAUCUUCCGAAGAUGUCACUCUCCCUCAAGCUCCUUCAAUCAUUGCAGCAGCCGCUUUGGUAACCGUUCCACCGAUUGAACUCAGCCGCAGCGAAGAAGAAACUCCUAGUAGCAGCCCCACCGACACACCUGCCGUUAAUAUCAAGAAAGAUAUUAGUCACGAAUACGAAGAAAUUCUGCAACUCGCACCUGAAAAUCUCUUCGACGCGACAACUACUCUCGACAAGCCUUCAGAUACGUCUUCAACUACCAGUAUCUCAGAAAAAGGUUAUGCACUCUCAAGGUUUCUCCUACCUUCAUAUUUCAUGCUCUUGAUUCUUGCUUGGCUGGCCAUAGCAGCAAGCGAGCUCCGUACCCCGCUGCAAACUUUCCUACACUACAGAGAAGCCGCUUACCAGACUACGACUUCCACCGUCUACGAGCAAGGCACGGGCCUCAACUGCUACCAAACCCCUCGUCAUCGCGUUCAACAAUGCAAUGAAGCAGAAGGGUUGAACAGGACCCUACACGAGCUACGUGAGCAGCUGCGUGCACUGCUGACUCAACAAAUUUCUCUGCCCGUCACUUCACGAUUCUCUGUCAAGCCUCCGGAUGUUGUCGAGGCUCCUCUCCACUACGUGCAACACUCUCGUGGUUUUGCAUUCGUCCCCUUUGGCCUUGCCACGUUCAUUGGCGCAACCCCAACCACUUUCAACCCGACUCAUUUUUACUCUGCCGAAGUGAGGGGGGGAAGGAGGAUCUACACGCA
Molecule: messenger RNA, 4100 nt
Organism: Closterium sp. NIES-67
Lineage: Eukaryota; Viridiplantae; Streptophyta; Zygnematophyceae; Desmidiales; Closteriaceae
Source: the annotation of a GenBank genome assembly